AUGGAUCCCCUGAUUUCAUGGGAGAUGUCGACCCGCGACCGUCGUGACCGUCGUCCUGCGGGUCCUGCACCGGCUGUGCGUGAAGAUGGUGCGGCCAGGGGCUUCUAUUCUGAGCCCGAAGACCGUCUCUUGCUGCGUUCCGAGCCGGUCUUGGAGCGGGCUGGCGUCUGGGAAUAUUGGCAAGCACCACCUCCUUUCGAGGUCUCACUACAGUCCGUCCCGACAGAAAACCCUGUGGAUGAAGGGGAUGUCAUCACCCGCUUUGACAACGCAGGCAGGCUCACCACACUUCGCCGCAAAGUGGAUGCUCCUGAAGGACAGGCGGCCAAGACGCGACGGGUCUCGCUCUCGCAGGUGACGCCACCGACCCCAGCCGCCGUGAAGCCUCUGCCGUCAGCCGUUACGGCGUCGGCCGCGGCGGCCUCGGCAGUGCCGGUGCUCUUCGGGACACUGCUGGCAGUGGAGGUCUUGCGGCUUCCAUCUGGGCGAGAGAUGAAUCAGGCCACAGAGAUUGGCGCCGUGGCGUACUGCCUUCGAGACGAACGCGUCCGUAGCCUGCUGGCUGAAACGGGCGAGACCUAUGAGGACGGCCUGGGAGUGAUUUGCACUGCAUCUGCGGAACUUCCAGACCUGGGCGCUGACGUCAUGGUGAAGGAAGUGAACUCCGAAGUGUCACUCUUCGAAGCUGUUCUCCAGCUCUUUCACGCCACGGAUCCUGCUGUGGUCCUGGGCUAUGACAUUGUGAAGGGCUCCAUCGGUGCGCUGCUGGGCCGUGCUCAAGCCCUGGGGCUCCGAGGAUUUGCAGAAAGCCUUGCCCGCGCCAGCGGCACUAUGAAACCGAUGGGUGUGUCUGAGGCACCAGUCAUGGCAAGUCAAGGACUACCAGGAAGCCCCACAGACGACCGAGGAGGUGGACGUAAACUGUAUCCCCCAGAGCAAGUCAGUGGAGGCUUGGAGCUGCCGGGAAGGCUCUUGUUGAACGUGUGGAGAGUGUUAAGGGGUGAGGCCAAGCUUCAAACCAGCUCUUUGCAAACGGCUGCGCAACACUUGUUAGGCGAAAUCUUUCCGCUGGUGCCACCGCUUUCGAUGGCCCAACGCUGGAGAGGCACCUUGGAGAGUCGGAAGGAAGCCUUGAAGAUCCUGCUGCGUGAGACCCAGUGCACCCUGCGGCUCUUGGAUUCACUGAAUGUGCUGCCACGCGCCGCGGAAACUGCUCGCAUGCUGGGGCUGGAUGUGUUGAGCGUGCUGUCCAGAGGAUCCCAAUACAGGGUGGAGGGGUUGCUCACUCGUGCGGCUCACCAUGACAAGAUGCUGCUGCUAUCACCCAGUCGCGCUCAGGUGGCGAGUCAGCGUGGAGCAGAGUGCAUUCCACUGGUUAUGGAGCCCCGCAGCGGUUUCUACUUCGAUCCUGUGGUGGUCCUGGAUUUCCAAUCGCUCUAUCCAUCCAUCAUCAUCGCCUACAACCUGUGCUUCUCCACCUGUGCGGGGCGUUUGGAACAUUUGCAAAGCCCCACUGCGAAGCUGGGUGUGUUGGAGGCCUAUGAGCAACCGCACUACAGGCCGGAGGACCUGUCCGUCAUGCCUAACGAGGCGAUCUUUCUGAAGCGCUCCAAGAAGCCGGGGAUUCUGCCACGGAUGCUCUACGAAAUCCUUCAGACCCGCAUCAUGGUGAAGAAAGCCCUCAAGGAGCUGCAAAAAAAUGAUGGCGGUGCCUCGGCAGAGGCUAGGGCCCGACUGCUGGACGCUCGACAGUUUGGGCUGAAGAUGAUCGCCAAUGUCACGUAUGGCUACACAGGAGCCUCCUUCAGUGGCAGGAUGCCUUGUGUCGACUUGGCCGACGCCAUUGUGCAAACUGCCAGGCGCACGUUGGAGCGAGCGGUCCGCUGGGUGGAGCGCGAAAUUCCGGGCGCAGAGGUGCUCUACGGGGACACCGAUUCCAUGUUCGUCAGAUUGCCGAACCGCUCCAAGGAGCAAGCCUUCGAAGUGGGUGCUGAAAUCGCGAAACAGGUGACGCGACAGAACCCAAGACCUGUGGAACUGCAGAUGGACAAAGUGUAUUGGCCUUGUUGCUUGGUCUCCAAGAAACGUUAUGUCGGCCAUGCAUGGUCAUCUCCAGGUGACGUGGCUCCCGUCUUUGACGCCAAAGGAAUCGAGACGAUUCGGCGUGACCAGUGCGCCGCCACGCAGAACUUGCUGCGAGGGGCCUUGGAGGUCUUCUUCGAGUCGAAGGGAGACCUCUCAAGGUUGAAGCAAUUCAUCCGACAGCAUGUGGAUAGGAUUCGAGAAGGGCGCUUCACUGUCAAGGACUUCAUUUUUCAUCACGAGGUAAGAGCUCCAGACGAAUACAAAGGGCAGGGCCCACUUGCGGCGCAGGCGGUGCGGCGCAGUGGCUCGACUUGGCCCUCGCCUGGAGAGAGGUUUUCCUUCGUGGUGGCGCAAGGGCCUCCAGGGUCGCGACUGGCUGAUGUGGCGGUGAUCCCGGCUGGAGUCCAGGGUGGUGAACCGCCAGAGGCUGUGAAGUGUCCCCUCUUCCUGGACAUCGAGUAUUACCUGGAACGUCAAAUUGGACCGGCACUGCACCGGCUUUUCAUGUUGGUGCGAGGUCCUUCAGGGCAGCAGGGCUAUGUGGAUGUGCGACGCUGGAUUGCAGCUGGGCCGCGCUUCAAGCGCAGGCAUGACAUAUUCCAGUGUCGGCUUCUUGGCUCAGCGUUUUGUGCCGCGCGUUGCACCAUGGAGUCCUUGGAAGUGCGCCAGCCCACACUGGCGAGACCAAGCAUUGUCAAGAGGAUAUGGCGCGCAUCUGUGGCCGGCUAUUUCGGCGGCGAACAAAUCGCCCUUGGCGGGACCAGUUUCGGUGAGCCGGAGGGCAAGCCGGAGCAAGAGGCGGCGGCCGGCAUCACUCGACAGGAAGCCUGGACGAACUUGGUCUUGGCCCUGAUCGGCGGCAUGGUUUGCUUGUUGCCCAACAUCAUGGGACAGUGCGGUUACCUCUUGAGCCCUCCGCUGCUCUUGUUGUCUGCGCUGGUCAUCAUCAGGAUGGGUGGCUUGAUCUGCCAAGCCUGUGAGCUCGUGGAGGAAUCUACGAAUGCAAGGCCUGGUAGCCUGAACAGCUACGAGGAGUUGGCCAGAGCUGUGAAUAUGUACAAGGUGGUUCUGGUGACAAAGAACACCGUGAUGAUUGCCUGCAUUAUGCUCUCCCAAACUUUUCUCACCGGAGCGCUGGUGGGCCUGAUACCGGUGAAGAAGGUGUCCAAGCCUCUACUGCGAUGGAGCGUGAUCAUGCCAAUGUUCUGUGUCAUGGCCUUGCUGAAGGACCUGACUCAACUCAGCAAAUUCGCCUCGCUGGGCAUGAUGGGUUUGGCCGUGGAACUCCUGGGCCUUCUGAUCGGUUGCCUCUUGGGGUCCUUCAUGGAGCAUGAUCCUCCCAAGAGCUAUUCCAUGAUGCCACCAGAAGGUGACACGGUGACUUUGGGAAAAGGAGCCAAAAUGCAGGCAUGUGGGGGUUAG
Cladocopium goreaui is the source of this 3507-nucleotide messenger RNA. Lineage: Eukaryota; Dinophyceae; Suessiales; Symbiodiniaceae. The record is from the annotation of a GenBank genome assembly.